AUGGCCAAGAAGGCCCGGACCUCGCGCCCGCGGCGCGCGGCCGCGCCCGCGGACGGCUUUGCCGCGCCGCCGCAAGAGAUGGACCUAGAGGAGGAGGAGCCGGCGCCGCGGCGACGCGCGGCGCCGCUCGUGCCACUCGAGCACGUGAUAGCCAAGUGCCCGCGCGCGGAGCUCGAGGAUCUGAUCUUGGCCAGCGCCAAAAAUAACGAGCCCGUGACGCGCGGGGACCUGGAAGCGGCGGCUGCGCGGCACGCGCCGCCGCCCAAGGCAGUCAUCGAGCUAGGCAACGAGCGCGAGGGCACGGGCGCCUUCGACGCGAUCGACACUCAGUGCUUGGGAGCAAUCCUGGAGCAGCUCACCACAUCGGACCGGCUGACGAUGGCGACGGUCGUAUGCAAGUCCUGGCGCCGGCUGCAAAUGGCCAAGGGCCUGUGGACAUCGUUCUGUCUGAACGAGGCGCCGCUCGUGCUGCAGGGCACGAAGGAGCCCGUGUGGGAGCCCGUCGCCGACGUGCUGCCGAACCACCGGUACGCGCGGCAGUACAGUCGCCUCCGCACGGGACCCGCGCUGCAGCUCCUGGACUGGGUCAUCGACAAGAACGCCGUCGUCGAGCUGGGCAUCUCGACGGGGAACGAUGCCCUGUCGGUUGGGGCAGUCAUGGCGGCCCUGCGCGCCUUCCCGAGCCUGCGAAAGCUCGCGCUCGACGGCAAGCAAAUUUUGGCGAAGGUUUUGAGGACGAAGUACCCGUGCCAGGCGACGCUCCGGACGCUCGUCGUGGGGACCUCGGUGCCAUCGGCCGGAAAGGGCGCCUUCGCGGCGUUUUUGGGUUGCUGCACCCGCCUCGAGACCCUUUGCGCCCCAGCCGAUCUGACCGCGUAUUCCUGCCUCGAGGCGGCCGCGGCGACCUGGAAGGCCUCGCGCGGCGGCGCGCCGCCGCUCCUCACGCAUUUGAAGCUCUAUGGCUACGCGGGCUACAACGCCGACCCGUUCGCGCUCCCAGCGGCCGUCGGCGACUGGUUCGCGAACCUCGAGAGUCUGUCGUUCUCGACGAAGACGUACGGCGACGGGCACCCUCCAGUCCCGACGUUCGCCAAGCUCCCGCGCCUGAAGCAUCUCCACGUCGGUCCUCUUGCCGGAUACGACUACCAUCUCUCCGACGAGGGGCUCUUGACGCUGGUCGCCACUCUGAUGCAGGCCGCGCCGAACGUCGAGCAUCUCUUCCUGCAGCACGGCAAGGCGUGGGGGUCCGGCGACAACACGGGCGACCUCCCGAAGCUCAACGGCGCCCUCGCACGCCUGCCUUCGACGCUCACGACGCUCGACCUGAUGAAUGUCGUGUUGCAGGCGAAGGACUUCGACGAACACUCGCUGAAGGCCCUCCGCCUCCGCGACUGCGAGAUAUUCGAGGAGGAUAUGAUUUUCGGCGAAGGCGACGGCAAUGCGGCCCUCACCCACCUCGAGUCGGCCUGGGGCAUCGAGACCGACGAAGUUCCGUGGCCGGAGCCGGAGGAGGAGUGA
Molecule: messenger RNA, 1518 nt
Organism: Pelagomonas calceolata
Lineage: Eukaryota; Pelagophyceae; Pelagomonadales; Pelagomonadaceae
Source: the annotation of a GenBank genome assembly